Molecule: messenger RNA, 1011 nt
Organism: Magnusiomyces paraingens
Lineage: Eukaryota; Fungi; Ascomycota; Dipodascomycetes; Dipodascales; Dipodascaceae
Exons: 1
Coding region: 1-1011 (336 amino acids)
Molecular function (GO): ATP hydrolysis activity; ATP binding
Source: RefSeq, a predicted model, not a curated record
AUGUCUAACCUUAGCAAAGACCCGGCUCCGGCCAUCGAUGUCAAUAAUCUUACUUAUAUCUUCCCUAACGGUACAACAGGUAUCUACCCAACAUCACUCAAACUUCCUCGCGGUUCACGUACUCUACUCAUUGGCGCAAAUGGUGCAGGCAAAUCUACACUCCUUCGUGUUCUGGCAGGCAAAACUCUGGCGCGACAAGGUGCCGUGCGUAUCUAUGGCCGUGACCCAUUCCGCACCCACGGCUCAGCUGCACGGUCUGAUGACGGUAUUGAUUUUGCACUAACAUACUUGGGCACUGAGUGGGCUACUAACCCAAUUGUUCGCUAUGACCUAGGUGUUGUCGAGUUACUCGAAUCCAUGGGUGGCGGCACAUCUGGAGCAUAUGCUGAUCGACGUAAGCUGCUUGUGGAUAUCCUUGACAUUGAUUUGCGCUGGCGCAUGCAUCGUGCUAGUGACGGUGAGCGUCGUAGAGUUCAACUUGCUAUGGGGUUGAUGCGUCCUUGGACUGUGUUACUGUUAGAUGAAGUUACUGUGGAUUUGGAUGUACUUGUACGUGCGCGGUUAUUAGAUUUCUUACGCACUGAAACAGAGACCCGUGAUUGUGCUGUUAUUUACGCAACCCAUAUUUUUGAUGGUCUCGGUGAAUGGCCCACCCAUGCUGUCCAUAUGCAUGCUGGUGCUAUAACUCAUUUUGGUGAAUAUGUUGUUGAGCUUGAAGAAAAGAAGGAUGGUUCUGUUUCUAAAGUUUCAGUGGCUGGUGUUGCUCUUGACCAUUUUGAGACAAACCGUAUUGUACGUCAUGGAUCAACUGGUGAAACUGAAAUUGUACCAGCAACUACAAUUACAGCAGAUGAUGUGGCUGGAGCACUUGUAAUUCCAAAGAAUAGUGUAUUGCUGGAAUUGGCACUACAAUGGCUGCGGCAUGACUUGACAGAACGUGGGGAGCGAAGUGAACAUUUGUCAUGGGCUGAAAUUCGUGAGAGGGUACUUGGACCAGAGAAGUCUUCAUGA